AAGAAGAAGAAGCAGUACUGACACUCCCUCCCUCUCUCCCUCCGUCCUUCGCCGUCAAACCGUGUGGAGUUUGGCGAGAGACCAGAGGCGACUACAGGCGGCGAGUGCACAUGUUAGAAACAUUUUCCGACGGCGACCUGACGACGCUCGCACUCCAGUCCAGUAGGUGGCGGCAAUGCGUCUCAAACACAUUCCAGAGCCAAUGGACAUAAAGGGCGAAAAAAAGCGAACUCUGAUGCUGAGCGAGGAGGAGUCAGGGGAUUUCCACUUUUCAGCACAUUAUCACGGCUAACUUGAGACAGGACAACAGCCUCAACAACGCUCGCAAAAACAACCACGUAUCUAUUGUAUCCACGUAUGAACUCACCUGAACUGAUGUGAAAAAAAUGACCAUAAUCCUGCGAUUACAAGGCCUCGAUUUAAAGGCAGGUAUUGAAGACAUAAGGACAUUCUUUAAAUGCCUUCACAUUCCUGAUGGGGGAGUGUACAUCUUGGGAGGAAGUCUCAGAGAGGCUUUUAUUGCAUUCACCACUGAAAAAGAUGCACAGCUUGCCAUGCGCUACACUGGACAUUUCCUUAAAGGGUCUGUGGUGACUCUACACAUAAGCAACAUGGAGGAGAUGGAGCACAAACUAAAGGCAUUAUUAAAGAAGAGAAAGAAACCCUCCCCCGGACAGCCUACAGUGAUGAAACCUCAGCAAUCUCUAGAUGCAAAUGUGCUGUCUUUGAAUGCAUGUCCUCCCAAUAUUGCAAAUCUUCAGCCACCUACUGCAUGGCCUCUUGAUUCCAACACUGCAAAUCUGCUACAGCCUCUUCAUCCCAAUACUUCAAAUUUCCAACCUUCCAAUGCAAACUCACUUGAUUCCAAUACUGCCUUUUUUCUUGGAAUGUAUACGGUCAUGCAAGGUCUAAAUUCAUCCCUUCAAAGAGAAAACAAUGAGGCAAUGCCAGGAGUUGAUGUACCAAGAGCGGAAAACACAGUUUUGUCUGAGGUAAAGACACCAAAGCUAACUAUAGACUCAACGCCAGGCUACGUUAGGCUCUUUGGUCUGCCAGCCUCCACUACAAAAGAGGUCAUCUGCCAUUUCUUCAAAGGGUUGACUGUACAGGAAGCCAUAGUGAAUGUUGAGUUGGGACGUAGCCAUGCCUGCCUUGUGAAGUUUGCAAACAUGCAGGAUGCAUGUGAUGCCCUUCUCUUCAACCAACAGUUCCUGGGCCCCAUCUGUGUGGACGUAAGACCAGCAACUGAGAAGAUGUGGACAAGUGCGUUGCAAGAUUGUCUUUUGAAAUCUGAUGUUGGGGGAAGAGUGAAACCCAAGCAAAACCCUCUUAUGGAAAACCACAAAAACGCACAGCUCAAGAGGCGAUCUGUCAACCAUGAUACGGCAUCUAAAUUACCCAAAAAGCAAAGGCUUGACAGUGACUCUCCAACUAUGCAGCACAUUGUCAUGGUCAGGAAUCUACCCAAAACAAUGACCAAGACAGAAAUUAAAGAAUUGUUUGGAUGUCCAAACAUUGCACACAAAAAUGUACUACAUCUACUUGACAAGGAAGGCAACAGAACAGACACUGCUUUUCUAAUUUUUAAAUGCACUGAAGAUUACGACUAUGCAACGAAUCUUACAGGCUGCCAUGUGGGCUCUGAUGCCAUUGUGGUCUCACCAAUCACUGAAAUGAUGAUGAGAGACAUGAUGGCCAAAACCCAUUUCAAGAGGUUUAAGCAGUGUCCAAAGAUGGAGACAAAAAAGAAACUACACCAAAAGAGGAAAUUAAAUCCAGUUGAGACACCAAAAGAAGCACCAAGCAUGAACCAGGAUCCAGCAGCUCAGACAUGCUUGUAUAUCAGAAACAUGCCCGCAGAUGUACAGAAAAGUCAUAUAAAAUUACUUUUCAGCAAAUACAAACUGAUGAAGGAUAAUAUCAUCUUACUGCAUGAUAGCAAUGGCAACGGUAUUGGUGAAGCCGUGGUUCAGUUUAAAUCACAAAAGCUUGCUGCACUGGCUCAAAGGCUCCACGGCAGGGACUUCCUGGGCACAAAAGUGCUUCUCACUCGCAUAAAUGUGAAGCAGAUGGAGGACAUUUUGACACGGAAUGUUUGAGGACGUUCUACAAUAAUGAUCAAAUGCAGACUCUGUGCCGACGUCUAACUGUAAUUCUCCUUGAAGGUAUCAACUUGAGUUGUUUUGUGGGAGUUUUCUACUUAUUAAAUGUUCAAUAAGCCAAUUAAGCCUUUCAUCAGAUUCCCUCUUAACAUUCCA
Molecule: messenger RNA, 2258 nt
Organism: Etheostoma cragini (Arkansas darter)
Lineage: Eukaryota; Metazoa; Chordata; Actinopteri; Perciformes; Percidae
Gene: rbm12ba
Product: RNA binding motif protein 12Ba
Exons: 3
Coding region: 387-2099 (570 amino acids)
Cellular component (GO): ribonucleoprotein complex
Molecular function (GO): RNA binding
Source: RefSeq, a predicted model, not a curated record